AGAAUGUUGAGUUCAAUCAAUUCAGAACGUCGAGAUGGAGCCCAACUCACUCCAGUGGGUCGGCUCACCGUGUGGCUUGCACGGACCUUAUAUUUUUUAUAAGGCUUUUCAAUUCCACCUUGAAGGCAAACCAAGAAUCUUGUCCCUUGGCGACUUUUUCUUUGUAAGAUGUACGCCAAAGGAUCCGAUUUGCAUAGCGGAGCUCCAGCUGUUGUGGGAAGAAAGGACCAGCCGGCAACUUUUAUCCAGCUCGAAACUUUAUUUCCUCCCCGAAGACACUCCCCAGGGCAGAAAUAGCGACCAUGGCGAGGAUGAGGUCAUCGCUGUCUCUGAAAAGGUGAUUGUUAAAUUAGAGGACCUUGUCAAAUGGGCGCAUUCUGAUUUCUCCAAGUGGAGGUGUGGGCUCCGAGCCACUCCAGUGAAAACUGAGGCCUUUGGGAGAAACGGACAGAAGGAGGCUCUGCUCAGGUACAGGCAGUCAACCCUCAACAGUGGGCUCAACUUCAAAGAUGUUCUCAAGGAAAAAGCUGAUCUCGGGGAAGAUGAGGAAGAAACCAACGUGAUUGUGCUCAGUUACCCUCAGUACUGUCGGUACCGGUCCAUGCUUAAACGGAUCCAGGAUAAGCCAUCGUCCAUCCUCACGGACCAGUUCGCGUUAGCCCUGGGGGGCAUCGCAGUGGUCAGCAGAAACCCCCAGAUCCUGUACUGCCGGGAUACCUUUGACCACCCCACUCUGAUAGAAAACGAGAGUGUGUGUGAUGAGUUCGCGCCAAAUCUUAAAGGCAGACCGCGCAAAAAGAAAACAUGUCCCCAGAGAAGAGAUUCCUUCAGUGGCUCAAAAGACCCCAACAAUAACUGUGACGGUAAAGUUAUCAGCAAGGUGAAAGGAGAGGCCAGGUCAGCCUUGACCAAGCCGAAGAAUAACCACAAUAACUGUAAAAAAACCUCAAAUGAAGAAAAGCCAAAGCUGUCUAUUGGCGAAGAAUGCAGGGCAGAUGAACAAGCCUUCUUAGUGGCCCUGUAUAAAUACAUGAAAGAAAGAAAAACGCCCAUCGAGCGAAUUCCCUACUUGGGUUUCAAACAGAUUAACCUUUGGACUAUGUUUCAAGCUGCUCAAAAACUGGGAGGAUAUGAAACAAUAACAGCCCGCCGUCAGUGGAAACAUAUUUAUGACGAGUUAGGUGGUAAUCCUGGGAGCACCAGUGCGGCCACCUGUACUCGCAGACACUACGAAAGGUUAAUCCUGCCAUACGAAAGAUUUAUUAAGGGAGAAGAAGAUAAGCCUCUGCCGCCAAUCAAACCUCGGAAACAGGAAAACAAUACGCAGGAAAAUGAGAAUAAAACAAAAGUCUCGGGAAACAAACGUAUCAAACAGGAAAUGGCCAAAAACAAGAAAGAAAAAGAGAACACCCCCAAACCCCAAGAUACAUCUGAGGUUUCGUCGGAGCAAAGGAAGGAAGAAGAAACGUUAAGCCACAAGAGCAGCCCCGAGCCUCUCCCUGCUCCUGAAGUAAAGAAGAAACCAGAAGGGCACAAGGAUCUUGGAGCGAGGGCCCCAGUGUCCAGAGCAGACCCAGAAAAGGGCAAUGAAACUGACCAGGGUUCCAACAGCGAGAAAGAGGCCGAGGAGAUGGGAGAUAAGGGCCUUGCCCCUCUGCUUCCAAGCCCUCCCUUGCCUCCUGAAAAAGAUUCAGCUCCUACUCCUGGGGCUGGCAAACAGCCCCUUGCCUCUCCCAGCACCCAGAUGGACUCAAAGCAAGAAGCCAAACCCUGCUGCUUUACAGAGAGCCCUGAGAAGGACCUCCAAGAAGCACCCUUCUCCAGCUUCUCCGCCACCAAGCCGCCACCACUGGCAAGCCAGAACGAGGCAGAGGAAGAGCAGCUCCCUGCCACGGCCAAUUACAUUGCCAACUGCACUGUGAAGGUGGACCAGCUGGGCAGUGACGACAUCCACACUGCCCUCAAGCAGACCCCGAAGGUCCUUGUGGUCCAAUCAUUUGACAUGUUCAAAGACAAAGACUUGACCGGCCCCAUGAAUGAGAACCAUGGACUUAACUACACGCCCCUGCUUUACUCCCGGGGCAACCCCGGUAUCAUGUCCCCAUUGGCUAAGAAAAAGCUUUUGUCUCAGGUGAGUGGGGCCAGCCUCUCCAGCAGCUAUCCCUAUGGCUCCCCGCCCCCUUUGAUCAGCAAAAAGAAACUCAUUGCCAGGGAAGACCUGUGCUCGGGUUUGUCCCAGGGCCACCACAGCCAAAGCUCUGACCACACGGCCGUCAGCCGGCCAUCCGUAAUCCAACAUGUUCAGAGCUUCAAAAACAAGGCCUCCGAAGACAGAAAGAGCAUCAACGACAUCUUCAAGCACGACAAAAUGAGCCGGUCCGAUGCUCAUCGAUGUGGCUUCUCCAAGCACCAGCUCGGCUCCCUGGCAGACUCCUACAUCCUCAAACAAGAGACGCAGGAGGGCAAGGAUAAACUGUUAGAGAAGAGAGCCGUCUCCCACGCCCACGUGCCCAGUUUCCUGGCUGACUUCUACUCAUCCCCGCAUCUCCAUAGCCUCUACCGGCACACAGAGCACCAUCUUCAUAACGAACAGUCCUCCAAGUAUGCCGCUAGGGACGCGUACCAGGAAUCCGAAAACGGCGCCUUUCUUUCUCACAAGCACCCGGAGAAGAUCCACGUCAAUUAUCUUGCUUCUCGCCACCUGCAAGAUAAGAAAGUGGCAGCGGCAGAAGCCUCUACCGAGGAUCAACCCACAGAUCUGAGCCUUCCCAAGAACCCACAUAAACUAACCAGCAAAGUCCUGGGCCUGGCCCACUCCGCCUCGGGGUCCCAGGAGAUCAAAGGCACCUCCCAGUUCCAGGUCGUCAGCAACCAGAGUCGAGACUGUCAUCCCAAAGCCUGCCGGGUAUCGCCCAUGACCAUGUCGGGCCCUAAGAAAUACCCCGAGUCACUUGCAAGGUCAGGAAAGCCUCACCAGGUGAGACUGGAGAACUUCAGGAAAAUGGAAGGCAUGGUCCAUCCCAUCCUGCACCGGAAGAUGAGCCCGCAGAACAUUGGAGCUGCUCGCCCCAUAAAGCGCAGCCUGGAGGAUUUAGAUCUGGUGAUCGCCGGGAAAAAGGCCAGGGCUGUGUCUCCCUUGGACCCAGCCAAGGAGGCUUCUGGGAAAGAAAAGGCCUCUGAACAGGAGAGCGAGGGCAACAAAGGCGCCUACGGUGGGCAUUCUGGAGCUGCCUCGGAAGGGCACAAGCUCCCGCUCUCCACCCCUAUCUUCCCGGCUUUGUAUUCUGGGAGCCUGUGUAAUUCAGGCCUCAACUCCAGGCUCCCGGCCGGGUACUCCCAUUCUCUGCAGUACUUGAAGAACCAGACGGUGCUUUCUCCUCUCAUGCAACCCCUGGCUUUCCACUCGCUCGUGAUGCAGAGAGGAAUUUUUACAUCGCCGACAAAUUCUCAGCAGCUGUACAGACACUUGGCCACAGCCACCCCUGUAGGAAGUUCCUACGGGGACCUGUUGCACAACAGCAUCUACCCAUUAGCUGGUAUCAACCCUCAGGCUGCCUUCCCGUCUUCUCAGCUGUCAUCCGUACACCCCAGCACAAAACUGUAAGCCUCGCUGUGCCCAGCAUCCCCAAAUGGUGUGGUCCAUUGCACCAACUCUUGGAGGGGCUGGCUUGCAAAGUUGGAAGUCAGUAUUCCUUCUGAUCUGGUUUCGUCCCAGCCAUAGAGUUGUACAUACCUACCUUUUCGGGGACAACCCUAGCCUGACUGGCCAGUUGUGACCUCUCCCUUCCAACACAGAUGGCCUAGGGCCUGGGGGUCAUUGUCUUUUCACGUUGGUCUUGUGAAGGUAUCUGUGGUCUAUCCCAGAAGAACGCAGAGGACCCCAUCUGAGUUUGGAUGGUAAGGAAGCAACUUGAGCAUAAAGUUGUGGUGGGGGCGGGGGAGGCAGGCUUUUCAAAGGCAAGGGCAAGAAAGACUGGCACAUAAUAGCCAGGGGACGCCCUGUCAUCAAACUCACCAAGUUCAAUCAAUGCAAUGUAUAGUAAAACUUAAAGAGACCUUUCAUUCUGACACUAUUAAACAAUCCAGAGAAGGAAACACUGUUAAACUGUAUAUAUUCGCUUCUUAAAGCUACCCGUAUCACUGUUGGCUCACCUAAUUUACAUACAGGUAGUUGUGUUUCCCUCCCGGUUCCUUCUUAUUCCUGCCCUCGGGUAUUUUUUUUUUUUUUUUGGUUUGUGUAUCUGUUUGUUUAUCUGUUUGUUUUUUAAUUAAACAGCAUCCCUUCUGUUUGUAGGUCUUUUGUUUUGAUUUGUUUUGUUCUGUUUAUAAGGCUGACUGAUUCUUCUAGUUGUCCAUGUGUAGUCUAUCGACCCCACCCCAGCCCCCCGCCCCCACCACAUCUUCUUUUGAGCAGCUUUGGGUGGUCAAGUUAUUGUUUACAAAUUGAAGCAACUGAUUUUAGUGGAACAGACUGUAAAGAACACCUCCCCCCCCCCUCCUCCCCGGAGAACACAAGCUAGCUUAAAGCCUGUGCCUUUGUGGGUCUGCGCCUGGAGGAUUCUGCCCUCUUAAGUGGGAUGGCUAUCUGAAAGAGUUUAGAUACUGCUUCCCCCAGCCAAAUGCUUUGCUUUGAAGUAUUGGAUUAUGUGAAAAUAUUAAGCAUUGCACUCACCUUAUCUAGGCUGUGAACCCGUCCUACAUACCAGAGAAUUCAGAAAACAAAAACCUUGUUGGUGAAAAGCCACUGAGUGGACCCCACUUCAUGGGCUGAGGAGAGGUUUCAGGAGUUUCAAAACUUAGGACAAGAGCCAGGGUAACUCAUGCCAGUGCUGGAACAGCACCUUUCAAAUGGUCUGCAGAAAGGGGACUUGGGAAAGGGUAGUGUGUAACUCCCAAUGUCUGACCACUGGGCUACCCAGCCAGGCCUUGGCCCAUCAAGAGACAGGGUGAUUGCCAUCAUCAGAUGGCUUCUUGGGUUUCCUAGUCAGAUUCUCCCAAGGAGACAUCUUUGAGGAAUAAUUGGAUGACCUGUUUGUAAAAGAAAGCCAUCUUCUUGGGUGUCUAGGGCCUGGGUCUGAUGAGUAUUUGUCCCCGUAAAGUGGUUUGUAUCAAGUUUUUCACCACUUGGCCAUACUAUCUGCUUUGGAGGUCUUUUGACUGGCACUCUUUGACAACGAUUCCAUUUGCUCCCAAAGCACAAAAUCUGCUACGUGUAGCAAGUGCAUCCUUCGAGUGGAUUCUUGUUCCCAUCCGCACACAACCCUGGUGAAAACUUCUUUGAUGAAGUCCGCAGCCCUCUGCCCUCUUCUCCACCAACGCCAGUAGACUAUAGGACCAUAGUUAACCAAGUCUCUCUCUCUCUCUUUUUUUUUUUUACCUCUGACAUAUUUAAGUCUAUGAAACUUGAUGACGGUUUUCAACAUCUCUGAAUAGGUAACUGAACUACAAAAAUAAUCAAAACCAGUGACCGUGAAUCUACGGCUCUUAACGCAAAGCCAUGCAUGCCAUUCGUUCUUAUUGAAAUGUCCUCAUGAUAUGAAGCCAAAUAGUCCAUGUAGUAACAUGCUAUCCAAAGGUGGAAACAAAAGAAUGUAGCGACCCAGUGUUAAGAGUUCCAUUCGCUUCAAUUAAUUAUUUACCUUCCUGUGGAAUAAUAUAUAUAAAUAUAUAUUAUAUAUUUAAUAGGACCAUAGAUAGAUUAGUAUAACUUAGCUCAUAAAUGUGCACAUGCAGAAUAUUCUGCUGUUGUUGCACAAGAAAAAGGGUGUGUGUGUUGGGGGUGGGUCUCAAUUCCAGCCAGCAUGAUACUGGCUAGGACACAGUAUGAAAAAGUGACGCUAGAUUGAAUAGCCACAGAAUCAGAAGAGGAGAAAAGGAACCAGGGAUUCUAUAGCAGACAUGGGCUGGAUCCAUACAUGGUCCCUGUGAGUUCAUCUCUCAAUGCAAAACGGCGAUGUCUGUCCCCACACAAAAAAACCCACCACCACAAGCUCACCCAUUUGUAAGAUGGGGCGACUGAUUUCCUCAGUGCGGUGAUUUGUGAUGUGUUCGCCAAGUAGGAAUUCAAUCACGCCAUUUUCAAACAAUGUCAACAUAUCCAGCUAUUUUUUUUUCUCAUCUCUUCUGAGAGAAGACUCGCUAUUUCUGUUGUAGGGAGCUCGGACCCUCCGUGAAACAUCAGGACCAAUGCAAAGACCUGGGGGCCAAGGGGGGGGGUGGUUAAUCUCCCAGUAGAAGUGGUGUGUUAUUUGUUUUCAAACUCCAAACGGAGAUCUUGGAGAUCUUUCAAAAAGACCAUUGAAUUUCUCAUUGGCUGAGAAGGACAUUUUUUAAAAGUCUUAAAUCUGGCUUUGUUUGCAUUGUUUGAGUUCAAGGGGCCUUAUUAUUGAAUGGCGUUGCACAAGCCUUUCUUUUUUGCAAGCAAACCAUUGUUAUUAGUUAUUCUGUAAAGGAAAUUGUGGAAUCCAAUUGGCACCGGAGUCCUAAAUCCAUUUACCAAGUGCGGCUUCCGAGAAAUGUUGCAAUUCAAAAUGCACCAAGCCCGUGAAUUUGUUGGGGGAUUUGAAGAUUCUAAAUAAUAUUUAAAAAGAUGUCAUCUCUAGACAACUUUGGAGGUCUCAGUUUUGGAAAUUCAACUUAAAAAAUAAGAUAGAAAGUAAAAAUAAAAAUACCAUAACAGCCCAACCAAGCGUUAGGCUUAAAGUAUUUUUUUCUUAGUAACUGAUUCAAACAUGUAGCAUUUGCCACAGGUCAGACAGGUUUAUUUCCUAGCUAGAAGCUCCCGGCUUUACUUGUUCAUCAGGACAUCUAUAGAAGGGUUUGUCUCAGUGUUGAGCUUACCCAGCUUCGCCCUCUGGUGCAUGACUCCUUGGGUCCUGUAUUUCACUGUGUCGGUGUGUCUGAUGGAAGUUUCAAGGUGGUCCCACGAAAUAUAUUUUAUGUAGUGUGCCUUCAAAGAGAACCAUUUAUCUCUCUUCUCGUGUUGUCCCACUAAGUCACAUUUGGUGGUGGCCAGCCAAGUCCCGUGUGGUCUAGUCUGACUCAUUAUCCUGGGCUAAGAAAGGAACGGGAAUGGUUUUGCCCCAGUGAGACCCACACCACUGGAGCAGGGACUUUGAGCAUCUCCGCUCCAGUGUUGACUGUUGAUGUAUUUGAUAUUCUGCUUAUCUCCCUAUGGCGGAAAGAACUCUGAAAAAAAAAAUAGCAGCGUAAUCUCUUGGCUGUUUAUACUUUUUUAAACUUCCCUGUGUUGUAAAUAUUGUACACUCUGAGUAACCCCAGCUAUGUAACCUUGAUGCUCUGUAAGGUGAUAUUUGUAUAUAGCAACCUGGCCCAGUGAUGUUAUAUAAUUUCCCAAUGGAGAGGUUAUUGAGUAGCCUUGGCCUCUAGUUUUAAACACUACCAGAAGAAUGCUGAGCCAACUAUAAACACUCAAUUUUUGUAUGUUUUCCAAAUUGUACUUAUUACCGCUUUUGAUACUGUAUUCUGUGCCAAUGGUUUCCCAAUCACAUAGCAGGCAAGAGAUAUUUUGUACUUUUUGAUCCACUGUAAUAUUUAAUAAAAAAUGUUACUAUCUGUUUCCUUUGGGAGUGUCUGUCUCUUAUUCCUGGGGAGCUUUGUGGCCAGAGCAGAGGACUUCCAGUCU
This is a messenger RNA of Mus caroli (Ryukyu mouse), 7645 nucleotides long. It is a transcript of the gene Arid5b, whose product is annotated as AT-rich interaction domain 5B. Gene Ontology annotation, molecular function: transcription cis-regulatory region binding. Gene Ontology annotation, cellular component: nucleus. Gene Ontology annotation, biological process: regulation of transcription by RNA polymerase II. The record is from RefSeq and is a predicted model, not a curated record. NCBI's taxonomy places the organism in Eukaryota, Metazoa, Chordata, Mammalia, Rodentia, Muridae.